Molecule: messenger RNA, 5999 nt
Organism: Plectropomus leopardus (leopard coralgrouper)
Lineage: Eukaryota; Metazoa; Chordata; Actinopteri; Perciformes; Serranidae
Source: RefSeq, a predicted model, not a curated record
GUGCACGGACAACAACAAAGGUGAAGAGAUUCAGAGGGUUUUCUGCUGCCAAGUCUUUACAGCAGCUUCGUUUUAUCUCUACCGGCUCUGACGGUGUGAGUGUGCCGGUGACUGACCAGCGAAAACGUUAUUUUUCCUCUCGGAAAACGCCGACAAGGUGGAAAUUAAUAAAGCUUUAGGAAGAAAACCUCGUCUGAAGACAGUCACACAAGUAGGAACAGGAUUAAAGGAAGACGCAUCCUGGUCAUUGUUCACCACUGCUGGAUGGGGUCCCCUCUCUGAUCUCAAGGAAACCGUUACUACUUGAAGUUGGGAAAACUGUCAUCUCUUGGCACGUCACGUGAGAGCCUCGGACAGUGUCAUCUGCCGUUCAUUGUCUUUGACAAGAUACUGGGAUCAUCACACCAAAUGUAUCGGUGAGACUCUCUCGUCACUUCACACAGUGGGCGUUAUGUUGACCCUAAUCUAAACCCCUCAGCAUCCCUACCUUUCCCUCCCAUCUCCCCUCCCCACACCCUUUCCCGUCUCCAUCAUGACCAGUCUGAAGCGUUCUCAGACAGAGCGUUCGGUCGGGGGCUCGGUGCCGGCUUCUGAUGAGUUCUACACCCGCCGCCUGCGACUGCCCAAUGGAGGUGCACCACCUCCCCGCAGUGAGAGUGCCCACAUCUCCUCCUCCUCUACCACCGGCACGAACCCUGGCGUCCCCAAGAUGGGGGUUCGGGCUCGUGUGGCCGACUGGCCCCCGAGGAAAGAUGGGGGAGGAGGGGGUGUUUGGCAUAUUACCGUGGAAACGGACUCACCAAGCUCUACCAACACCACCAGUUCUUCCGGAUCAGGAAGUGGAGACAGAGAAAGACUUGGAGGCGGUGGAGGAGGAGAAAGAGGAGGAGGGAGUGGUGGUAGUGGUAGCGGUGGCAGUGGAGGCGGAGGGGUGUCAGCCGUCACAGCCCACAGCAAUCUGUCAGCCAAGCUGGGCCACCUGAUAAGCCCACAGGACUCGUCCAUGCUGCGCAACAUCCACAACACACUAAAGAGCAAAAUGCAGAGCAAGGGAAAGGACAAUCGCUUCCUGUCACCAGACGGCUAUCUGGGCUCACCUCGCAAAGGCAUGAGGCGCAUCCGCCAGCGCAGUAACAGCGAUAUAACUAUCAGUGAGCUGGAUGUGGAUGGCAAUGAGGGCUGGUCCUUCUCCGGGUGGACACCCAUGCACCGCGAGUAUGGCAGCACUUCAUCCAUAGAUAAACAUGGGGUGUCAGGAGAGAGCUUCUUUGAUAUGCUAAAGGGAUACCAGUCCGCUGAGGCCCCUGAUCAGAGAAGCCCAGCUCCAGAGAAGCUAACGGAGCUACUCACUGUUGCCCCGACAAAACAGGCUGCCCUGGACCUGCCAGACGGACCUUUGGGUCCAGCCAGAGGUAGUCCUGCCAGUCGGCUGAAGGAGCGAGAGAAGCACUUGAAGAGGAGGUCAAAGUCAGAGACAGGUGGAGAGUCAAUAUUUCGUAAGCUGCGCAGUGUAAAGGUGGAGGGUGACACAUCGAGGGCUGGCUCAGAUGCUGAAGAUGGGGGUAAAGGCGAUGAGAGUGGCCCACCUCCCAAACCGUGGGCGUGCCAAAAAGGCUUUGCGCAUUUUGAUGUCCAAUCUCUACUCUUUGACCUCAAUGAAGUAAUUCAUAGUCGGCAAUCUGGGUCCAAACGCAAGAACACCACUACCGGUGCCUCGGCUGCUGCUGCUGCCUCUGCUUCGGCCACAUCGUCCCUCUCCUCCAAUCAGAGUGGACUGUACGGGUCACCCUGCGGAUCACAAGAGGAGCUGAGCAAGGAGGGGACAGGAGGACACAGCACCAACCCUGCUUUGGACCCUGGUGAUGACAAGAGCAAUGACCUGGUGCUCAGCUGCCCGUGUUUCAGGAAUGAGAUUGGUGGAGAGGGUGAGAGGAACAUCUCUCCGGCUAAGCAGCAGGGCAGCAUAGGAAGUGGUGGGAGCUCCAGUAAUUCUUCUGGCAGUACAGAGGAAGGACCUUUGGAUGCUACACUCACAACUCAUUUUACCAACGCUGGUGUGGCUGUGUUGGAGGCCCCCAAAGACGGGCCGAGCCAACAUGCUGACAGGUCCAAACGAUACAUUGUAGAACAUGUUGACCUCGGCACCUAUUACUACCGAAAGUACUUCUACCUCAGAGAGCACUGGAACUAUCUGGGCGUAGAUGAGAACCUGGGCCCAGUGGCAGUGAGUCUAAGGAGGGAGAAGUUGGAUGAACACAAGGAGCACGGCCAGCAGUACAACUACAGAGUCAUCUUCAGAACGAGCGAGCUGAAUACCUUGAGGGGCUCCAUCCUGGAAGAUGCAGUACCUUCCACAUCCAAACAUGGUCUAGCUCGAGGCCUCCCCCUGAAAGAGGUGCUGGAGUACCUGGUGCCGGAGCUAAACGUGCACUGCCUGCGCCUGGCACUCAACACACCUAAAGUCACUGAGCAGCUAAUGAAGCUGGACGAGCAGGGGUUGAGUUUCCAGCGGAAAGUAGGGGUGAUGUACUGCAUGGCAGGCCAGAGCAGCGAGGAGGAGAUGUACAACAAUGAAUCAGCAGGACCUGCACUGGAAGAGUUCCUUCAUCUGCUGGGAGAGAGGGUCAGACUCAAAGGCUUCACCAAGUACCGUGCCCAGCUGGACACCAAGACUGACUCGACGGGCACCCACUCCAUGUACACCACAUACAAGGACUAUGAGAUCAUGUUCCACGUGUCCACCAUGCUGCCCUACACGCCCAACAAUAAGCAACAGUUACUGCGGAAGCGUCAUAUUGGGAAUGACAUCGUGACGAUCGUGUUCCAGGAGCCCGGGGCACUCCCCUUCACCCCCAAAAACAUACGCUCACACUUCCAGCACGUCUUUGUGGUUGUGCGUGCUCACAACCCAUGUUCCGAGAACAGCUCCUACAGUGUUGCUGUAACUCGUUCCAAAGACGUGCCCUCUUUCGGUCCCCCCAUCCCAGAAGGUGUGACCUUUCCCAAAUCCUCUGUGUUCCGGGACUUCCUGCUGGCCAAGGUCAUCAACGCAGAAAAUGCCGCCCACAAGUCGCACAAGUUCCGCGCCAUGGCCACCCGAACACGCCAGGAGUACCUGCGCGACUUGGCUGAGCGCCACACCACCAGCACGCCCAUCGACCCCUCGGGAAAGUUCCCCUUCAUCUCACUUGCCCACAAGAAAAAAGAGAAGAGCCGGCCGUACGGAGGGGCAGAGCUGCGCAGUCUGGGCGCCGUGACCUGGCUCGUCCACGUAGAGGAUCACGGGACCGGAGGGGAACUGGAGGCACUUCUGGCCAUCUCCAAUGACUUUCUCAUCCUGUUGGACCAGGAGGCAAAGGCCGUGGUGUUCAACUGCGCCACUAAGGACGUGAUUGGCUGGACGCUGAGCAGCCCUGCGUCUUUGCGGAUUUUCUAUGAGCGAGGAGAAAGUGUGUCCCUGAGGAGUAUCAAUAAUAACACUGAGGAUUUCAAAGAGGUGGUCAAACGUCUAGAGCUCCUGACUAAGGGCUGUGAAACAUCAGAGAUGACGCUUCGUCGAAAUGGCCUCGGACAGCUGGGCUUCCACGUGAACUAUGAAGGCAUCGUGGCUGAGGUGGAGCCUUACGGUUACGCCUGGCAGGCAGGACUGCGGCAGGGAAGCCGAUUGGUGGAAAUCUGCAAAGUUGCUGUAGCAACACUGACCCAUGAGCAGAUGAUUGACCUCCUGCGGACCUCAGUGUCAGUGCGUGUGGUUAUCAUCCCGCCACAUGAUGACGCCACUCCGCGCAGGGGCUGCUCAGAGCUCUAUCGGAUGCCUGUGUCAGAGUACAAGGGCAGCAGCAGCGAUAGCGGCUCCUUCGAAUACAAGUUCCCCUUCCGCAGCAACAACAACAAGUGGCAGAGGACGUCCAGCAGCCCCCAGCAGUCACUGACUGCCUCACCGCAGCCCCACCAGCCCAACCGGGCCAUCAGCCUGGGCAGCUCAGUGGGGAAAACCCUGUCAGCUGAGAGGCUGGAGAGGGGCGCUGUAAUACCACGCAGUGUCAGCAGUGACGGCCGGCCCCUGGACACCAAGAGGAUGUCUCCUGGCAGUGAGAGCUACAGCCUGGCCUCCUCCCUGGCGUUGGGUCGCUCCCCUCACAAUCGCAGCUCUCCCAGCAACCUCUCUUGUGCCAGUGACGCCUCCGGAAGCUCUGCUCACUGGAGACAGAAGUCGAUGCCUGAGCAGUUUGCCAGCAGCCGCCAUUCUCCAAUGUCUGCGGAGAGACGAGACGUGGUCGGAGAGGGCGGGUCCAGUGGGAAAUCCACUCCCAAUUGGUCGAGAAUGGAGGACGGGGGGAGCGGCGAACGAGGCUCAACAGAGGCUCCGGUCUCAAAGUCUGGUCAAGGCUACUCUGGAGCUCCUCGCAUCCAGAGGCAGGAGCAGGUCAUCCACCUGUCCCCGAAGAAGGGCAGCCAGUCCGACGGCCCGUACUCUGGGCACUCCAGCAGCAACACUCUGUCCAGCACAGCUUCCAGCGGGGGCCACAGCGACAGCGAUAAAUGGUACGAAAUGGGAGCCGGUGGAGCGUCCAGCGGUGACCAGGGUGAGACGGAGCCCAACGGCCUGGGAGGAGGAGGCUACCUCCAGGGGGCGUCGGCUGACAGCGGCAUCGACACCAGCUCUUACGCCGCUUCUCAUCACACACACGCCCACUCUCAUCACGGCAGCACCACCUCGCUGCUGGCUCCUAGUGGAGGCAGAGAGAGCAGGGAGCGGUCUCCAUGGCACAGCCCCACCGAGGGAGGACGCAGGAUGCUGGAGAGGUCGCCGGCUGCCGCAGAGUCCCCGGGUCCUCCAGGAGAAAGGAGUCUGGACGGGACCGGCCGAAGCCCACCCACUCACCUCCUGGUUAGAGACAGCAGCACCUACAGUCUGAGUGAAGCUGGAUCACACUCAAGUGCCAGGCACUCAGGCCACAGCUCCCCGAGAGAGGAGUCCUCCUCUUCAGCCACCUCCCCAUCAUCCCAGUCCUCAGCGUCCCCUGGGCCCAAGAGCUUCUACCCUCGCCAAGGCGCCCAGUCCAAGUACCUGAUUGGCUGGAGGAAACCCGGUUCCACCAUCAAUUCUGUCGACUUUGGAGACACACGCAAGAAGUCUCCAGGAGAGGGUGGAGUGGAGGUUCCCACCCCAGCAGCCAGGCCCUCUCUGAGGGACAUGCACUCGCCCCAGCCUCAUGCCAAAUCCACUAUGGAGGAAGAUGUGAAGAGACACACGGCCCCAGACAGCCCUCCACCUCCACGCAGACACAAGGAGAAGGUACGACUGCAGCACGGCCAGAAAUCACCACCAAGCCAGCCUCUCAGGCGCCGCGGCUCGCUCCAUCGUACCCUGUCGGAUGAGAGUAUCUAUCGUGGCCAGCGCCUCCCUCCCCUGUGCGACGCAGUGGCUGAACCGACACUCGGCGCCGAUGUUCUCUUCAGCUGCUCCACCCUCCCACGCUCACCCACCACCCGCGGAGUUCCCCUCCGACGGCCUUCCUACAAGCUGGGAGUCAAACUGCACGGUGACCUUUCGGCGUCUGACACAUCACUGGUGGAUCUGGUGGAGCGUCAUCGUGGACCCCUCCCUCAGGAGCUGAUGCCCCUCCCGUCUCAGGACAGGGACAGUCCUCUAGAGUGGACACACCUGGUGGAUGUGGCCAAUACCUUUGAGAGUGAAAGAAAUACACACUAUGUCCAGAGAAGUUACGUGUUCGGAGAUUCAAACCACCGAAGCAGCGGCGCCUCCAGUCCCCAGCAGCCCCACAUAGAGCUGCAGCCUGCUCCGCUGUCUCGACCCUCAUCUAGGUAGCACCAAUACCCGCACACCCUGCACCAGUUUACUUUCAUUCACACCUGUUUAUACCUGAAAGGGACAUACCAGAAGCGUUACAGCCGGGACCAAAAUGCUCACAGAGAAAUACGAGGGAAACCCAUGCAGCUUGUGCAUUUUGCAGCCAAACAAGACACAAAGUAAA